UCGAAUAUUUCCCGGAAUAUUUGCAUUCUUCGAUCUACUUGAAGUUUGCAAUUAAUAUUUUCAUCAAGAUCAUCGUUCAUAUUAAUAUUGUCUAGUUCCUCAAUUUCCACAUUAUCGUAAUUGAAAUUUUCAUCGUUACAAUCUAAACAUAAAUUAUGUAAGAUACAUGCAGCUACAAUUGUAUUUGUAACAAACGGUAAGUCGCGAUAUUCUGAAAAAAAUUUUAUUCAUCGAAAACGUCCUUUCAGAAUGUAUGAAAUUAAAUUCGGUUUCAAGAGGAGUAAGGUGACCGUUAUCACGAAAAGGAGGAACAAGCCAUUGUAAUGAUGGAUAUGCAGAAUCCUCGAUUAUAAAUUUUCCAUUUGGAAAAAUUACUUCUCUAUCCUCAUUAGCUGAAUUGUAUAAUGGAGAUUUUCUCAGGACUCGUGCGUCAUGGAGAGAACCCGGCUGAUCACAAUAUAUGUACAAAAAAGUUCUGAGCUUUAGAUUUCAUACAACCGAAAUAACAAUUUAAAUUUUAUAUAUCUUCCCGCCCUUUUGCGGUUUUAAAGCGUUAACAUUUGGCCUUCUAAAAUGCCAUACGGUUUGGCGUUUGAUGCACAUAAUCUCAAAAAUCAGUAGUGUUCACGAUGGCAAUAACAAAAGAGCAUAUUCGAUUUUCCGUCCACUUGGCGUUUCAUCUGAAGAAAAAUGCUGCUGAAGCCACUGCAAUGAUUUGUGCUGCAUAUGGAGAGAACGCUGUAAGUCAUGCUACAUGUAAAAGAUGGUAUCAAAAGUUUUGCCAAGGAGAUUUCAGUCUUAAAGAUGAAUCGCGUGCUGGACGCCCUGAAAAGAUUGAAACGGACGAAUUGCAAGCACUGCUGGAUAUAAACUCUGCGCAAACUGAAAAGGAGCUUGCAGAACAGCUUAGCUUACGCAGCAAGCCAUUUGCGUACGAUUACGUACGAUGGGAAAGGUUCAAAAGGAAGGCAGAUGGGUUCCGCAUGAAUUGUCCGAAGACAACAAAAAUCGACGGCGUGACACUGCACUCACUUUGCUUUCAAAGUUCCGGAAAAAAGAUUUUCUGCGCAAAAUCGUUACAGGCGAUGAAAAGUGGAUUCUUUAUGAUAACCCUAAACGUAGAAAAUCAUGGGUUGAUCCUGGUCAACCUUCGACAUCGACUCCAAAGCCCAAGAAGGUUUUUGUGAUCAAAAAGUAAGGUGACUUUUCAUUUUUAUAAAAAAAUAUUCAUUUAUUCAUCCAAAAUUAUGUUAUCCCCUUCAAAAUAAUCCCCCUCUGAUACAAUGCACUUGUGCCAGCGCUUUUUCCAGUCGUCAAAACACUUCUGAAAUGCACUUUUGGGUAUUGCCUUGAGCUCCUCCAGCGAUGCAGCCUUAAUCUCCUCAAUCGUCGCAAAUCUUCGUCCUUUCAUGGGCCUUUUCAAUUUUGGGAAGAG
This is a messenger RNA of Mycetomoellerius zeteki, 1435 nucleotides long. RefSeq lists its product as uncharacterized. Gene Ontology annotation, biological process: DNA double-strand break processing; double-strand break repair via nonhomologous end joining; replication fork processing. The record is from RefSeq and is a predicted model, not a curated record. Gene Ontology annotation, molecular function: histone H3K36 methyltransferase activity; histone H3K4 methyltransferase activity; single-stranded DNA binding. Lineage: Eukaryota; Metazoa; Arthropoda; Insecta; Hymenoptera; Formicidae. Gene Ontology annotation, cellular component: condensed chromosome; site of double-strand break; nucleus. The transcript has a single exon. The coding region runs from base 630 to 1187 and encodes 185 amino acids.